AUGUACUCAAGGAGCUAUUUGUGCGAAGACGAUGAGUGGGGGAUGAACGGGGGGGGCGAAGUACCUUUUCAUGCCAGAGGGAGAGAAGGAAAAGGAAAUAAACUUACACGUGAAGAGGGUGAAGUUAUCCGUGGUGAAGUUAUUCGUGGUGAAGUUAGCCGGGGUGAAGUUAGCCGGGGGGAAGUUAUCCGUGGUGAAGUGAAUGGCGGAGAUUUUUUUUGUGGCUAUUUAGAAGGUACCCAUGGGAAGGCGGCACAGUUGGAUACCACUGGAAAUGUAUCUUCCGAAUGUGAAGCCAAAUUGGUAAGAGGCAAUAGCAAAGAGAAUCUUCCUCGGGGGGGAAAUCACCACCACUCUAGGCGUUACGUUUCUGUACGACACACCUCUAUCCAGGGUGGUACCUCAAUGAGGUGUUCCACCGACAGGAAUUCCUCAGGUAGCGCCCUGUGGUUCGACUCCAACGAGAGUGUUCCAUCCCAGGGAGGAAGGAAAGGAAAGGAGAAACAGAAAGGAAAAGGGAUUAACCAAGCAGUUGACAAUGGACAACGUCUGAAUCAGGUAGAUGGAAAAAUGAAUUCAUCCUUCGAUCUGUGGGAGAGUAGCAACUCUUUGGAUCACCCCAACGGAGAAGUGCAACAUCUGGAAGAAGACCAUCUACUCAGAAGGAAGACCAACCUGUACAAUUACAAGUUUAGCGAUGAAGGAGAAAUUUUCAGCCAAGGAGGUACCUUUGGUGAUCUCAGCCAGUGUAGCGAACCCCCCAGUGGGGAAAUCAAAAGGAAGAAGGAGAAUUCACAUGUAUGUAUUAAACAGAAGUCGACGAAGGAAGUGUCCACAAGUGGAAGGAGAGGCCUCUCAAGUUCACAUAGAAAUGAAGGAAAGAAGAUUCCCUCCACUGGAAAUCUGCACCAUAGUAAUAGUAGCAUGGGUACCCACGAAAGCGGAAAUGCGAGAGGAUCAGUAAGCUCACUGAGGAAUCACGAGGUGGACCAUCCCACAGAGGAGGAAAAAAUAACGCAACCAAAAAAAGAAGGUGCGAGUGUUAAGGGUACGAAUAGAUUAAUGAGGUCUAUAUCCACCACCUUAUCGGAGCGGUCGGGGGAUCCGAACAGACAGAGUGGCGUUAUCAUGAGCAGGACCAGGGGUGAUGGUUUGGGUGGCACUCGAAGAUCGAUCGCCGGUGUCGAUUCGAAGGGGGACUCAGUAAAGGUAAAGAGCAAAAGGAACAACAACAAGAAUAGAAGUGAGAAGAACAAUAAGAAGAGGAAUAACAAGCUGGUGUCCUCGUCGGAUGAGGGGGGAAAUGUUCUGGACACGACGGAGAUCAGCGAGGAGAGUAAAUUUUUCCACGAGAUUAAGGAGUACCUGAAUUAUAAGAACAGGAUGGGAAUGCUAGACGGGGAGGAUGCCAUUGACACGGUUAAAGCGGAUAACACGAUUGACGUGGUUCCCGUGGUUGAUUCGGUUGAUGUGGUUGAUUCGGUUGAUGUGGAUGAUCCAUCGUCGGAGGUACCAACCCAGAGAGGAGACAAUAACCCCCUCCAGUGGAACAUGCAGUUGAGGCGAUCCGAAGGUGUGGCCAAACGGAUAAAUGUCUCUAGGAAGAAGCAACUCACCAGGAGAUCAUUCCCAUCCGAGGAAAACGCAAUAUCCAAAGAGGGUAGCUAUAGUAGCAGUGGUGAUGGAGUGCCAAAGUGCAGUGCAAGGGAGAAACACACCGACCUCGUCUCUCACGAAGGAAGUGGAGGAGUAAAGUUUGUCUCACAAAAAGUGGUGAACAUGCAUCAAAGGGAAGAGGAAGAAGGAGGUGGACACAUCGCCAAAGAAUGCAUGGAAGGGAACGCGUGGGUGGCGUGCCCCUCCGAGGGAUACACAAAGUUAACCCCAGGAUUGGAAAAAAACGAACACGCCGAGGGGAUGAUGAACUUUUCGGAGGAGGAGAAGGAGAAGAAGAUGCUGCACUCAGUGAAUUAUUUAGGAAUCAAGGGAAAGGAACCAGUUGGAGGUGACCUUCCCCAUGGUAGGAUGGAGAAGAGCCACCCUUUGAUCAUUGAUCUUGCAUUGGCGGAGGAAACCGAGCGAAGUGAAUGCAGGGAGGUAGCUGCAAGUACCCAUGUCAGAGAUGGAGAUAAGCACUUCACAGAAAUCAAUGCGAAUGACAAGCACCACGAUGAAGAAUUGGAUAAGGUAAACAAUAGUAGGUGCUACUCCCCGGAAGUAGACCUAAUUAAAAUGGAGAGCGUAACGGAGGAGUUGAUGAUGGAAGAGAGGAAGGACGACAGCACCCCAGAUAGUCUCGACACACAAGAGAUGGAGCAACACCCUCCUCGUACCGAUGGAUACACAAACAGUGUGAGGAACAACGGAGGCGAAGUCUCUUCCCAUUCUGGAGGGGAAAACGGGCCGAGGAUCAGAUUCCCUUUUCCACAUCGGGGGAGAAAAUUUAAAGACAUUUUCAUUUCGUUCAUUAGGAGGGGCGAUGCGGGGAGGAAUAACGAAGAGGUAACCAACCAUGGUGAUGUAACCAACCAUGGUGAUGUAACCAACCAUGGUGAUGUAACCAACCAUGGUGAUGUAACCAACCAUGAUGAGGUAACCAACCAUGGUCAGGCAACCAAUCAUGAUGAGCCAACCAACCAUGGUGAGCCAACCAACCAUGAUGAGCCAACCAACCAUGAUGAGCCAACCAACCAUGGUGAGGAGUCUAAUGGAGAAGUACCCUUUAGGAGCGAAAAUCGAAAGGAUGAAACCCACACCGGAGAAACGAACGAGCUCUCCUUCGAAGCCAACUCAACCAACAGAAAAAAGCCCAACACACUAUACAACAAUUUUUUAGAAAGUUUGAAGCAUCCCUCUUGUAGAAAUGUGAUAGACAAGGUAAGGACAUUCAUCCAGAAAUUCCCCCAAAAUGUUAGUAGAGAUGUAGCAGCCAACAGAAUCCAUGAAUUCAUAAAUGAGACGCAACCGAUUCUACUAAAUUGUGAAAUCUACAAAAAUGUAAACACAUACCAGGCAAAUGUGAUAAUUGAGGGAUAUGAAAAAUUUUUACUACAGAAGUUGCACUGCUAUGUAUACAGAAUGGAUCCUAAGGACAAAGACGAAGACGAGAAAAUAUACACGAAAAUUAAUUGCCUGCAGUGGAUAGAAAUGAAACAUUUGGAAAUAGCCGAAGGAAUUCAACUGGAUAGACUGGAACAGGCACAAGCGGAACUUUUGCGCAUACAAAAAAUGAGGGCUCCAAACGAUAAGCUCAUUAUGAUACUUAACUGUUGUCGCGUUGUUACAUCUGCCGUUUACGCGGCGAAGAAAAACUCAAGGCGAAAGCGGGGCGAUCCAGUCGUUACGCAGGAAAACACCGAAACGACCUUUGAAAGUGAUGCACUGGAUUCGCAGCGUGACAAACCUGAACCAGACCUUGCGAAUGCUGAACUGGAUGAGGAUGAGCUUCUACCCUGCGCAGAUGAAGUACUCCCCGUGCUCAUCUACGUUAUCAUCAAGACCAACCCACCAGAACUAAUUUCAAACAUUGCUUACAUCCAAAGCUUCAGGCAUCCAAACCAUUUCGUGUCGGAAGAAGCCUACUCCUUCACUCAGUUCUGCAGUGGCGUGGAGUUCAUUAAGGAACUUGGAAAGUCUACUUUCCUAAACAUGCCCGAAGAGGAAUACAGAAAAAAGGUGUCCCAAGCUGAGCAGUUUUACCUGGACGAAGUUAAGGAGAGCAACAAGAAGCUACAAGAAGCGGCGGGCAAGCUCACCAACUUCAUCAAGCUCUCAAAUGAGAAGAAAUUGUGUGUAAACGUUAUUAACAAAAUAGAGGCUCUGCAGUUACGUUACGAACGGGAGGAUACCUUCAAUGCACUGACCGUUUCCAAGUUGGCCGACAUUUUCGACGAGUACAAGCAGCUCGUGCAGCUGAAGAAUGAUAUUUUGCGGGACAUGCAGGAGCACGAGCAGGCCGUCAGUGCAGGUGACGCAUGA
Messenger RNA from Plasmodium knowlesi strain H, 3978 nucleotides. Its product is annotated as vacuolar protein sorting-associated protein 9, putative. Gene Ontology annotation, biological process: vesicle-mediated transport. The record is from RefSeq and is a predicted model, not a curated record. The transcript has a single exon. Gene Ontology annotation, molecular function: small GTPase binding; guanyl-nucleotide exchange factor activity. The coding region runs from base 1 to 3978 and encodes 1325 amino acids. Gene Ontology annotation, cellular component: cytosol; endocytic vesicle. NCBI's taxonomy places the organism in Eukaryota, Apicomplexa, Aconoidasida, Haemosporida, Plasmodiidae.